UUGAAUUCCCAGUUAGUUUUCUGCACUUACCUUUAACAGAAUGGCAUCGUUAUUACCUUCUCUGGUUUACUUCAUUGUUCUGUUUAACUGCUGUAAGUUGGUUACACCCAGCACCGACGAGAGAAUUGUUGGAGGAUAUGAUGAUACCAUCGAGAACGUUCCAUAUACAGUUUCACUGAAUAAAAUAGGUUUCGGGCACUUUUGUGGUGGAACCUUAAUUUCCUUCGAGUGGGUUCUAACGGCUGCGCAUUGCCUGGUCGGUGAAACUCCAGACGAUCUUUACGUCCGAGCUGGAUCCACUUACAAGAAUAAAGGUGGCACAAUCCGAAAAGUACAGAGAGUUAUUCCACAUGAGCGGUACAGCAAAGAGAUAAACUUGGAUUUCGACAUUGGACUGGUACAACUGAAGAGACCCUUGCCGGCGUCUGAUUACAUCGAUUGGAUCCCGUUGAUAAUGUAUGACACCACGCGACCCGGAAACGAAUGCAUCAUUUCUGGAUGGGGAACAACCAAGCAAAAAGAAACCCAGUUCCAACUGCUGAAGAGCGCUGUUGUUCAAAUUGUCAGUAAAAAUGCCUGCCAGCGGGCACUGUAUCGGAAGGUCAUUACGAGGAACAUGAUGUGUGCCGGUGCCCAGAAACACGAUGCUUGUCAAGGUGACUCGGGAGGUCCCAUGAUAUGCACCGGAAGACUUACUGGGGUGGUGUCCUGGGGCGAAGGAUGUGCAACCAUAGGCAAACCUGGAGUUUAUACUUCCGUUUUUGAACUGCGGAGUUGGAUAUUAGAUUACGCUGGAUCAUAUUUAAACUGAGAGGAGAACAAUGAACUACAGUUUCAGGGUCUCUUAAGUUUAGGCACUUUUUGUGUUUGGCUUUCUUAGGUGUUGCCAAAAUCUAACGGACACUGUAAUAGUGGCUCAUGCUGAACGAUCAACAAGUUGUGUUUAAUAAUAAUUCAAAGUUCUCUCCAAAAGAUUUACCUCUAUAAAUUGUAAGUACUGUGAUCGAUCCUAAAACAUGUUAACCAGAGACUCUGAGAGAAAAUAAUAUUGAAUUUUUGAGUAGUAUAAUGACCCCAUUCAAAAAAGAAUGUCAAGGACACCCAGUCUCUUGAAGUCAAGGGUGAAGAUUUCCCAUCAGAAUAGUUCCCAGUAGGUUCACAGAAAUUUAUAAAUUGUCAUUAGUUAACUGGACACUGUUGAGUAAUAUUUACAAUUUUUGAAGCAGAUCGAAUCAUUACCGUUUUAUUCGAUUGCCGCGUCGAAAGUCACGUUUUCCUGAUAAAAUACAUUUAAACUUGAUUAUAAUAAAAAUCGUUAUUUAGUCAUGA
This is a messenger RNA of Aedes aegypti (yellow fever mosquito), 1329 nucleotides long. Its product is annotated as trypsin-7. Gene Ontology annotation, biological process: proteolysis. The record is from RefSeq and is a predicted model, not a curated record. The transcript has a single exon. Gene Ontology annotation, molecular function: serine-type endopeptidase activity. NCBI's taxonomy places the organism in Eukaryota, Metazoa, Arthropoda, Insecta, Diptera, Culicidae. The coding region runs from base 41 to 811 and encodes 256 amino acids.